Messenger RNA from Homo sapiens (human), 5794 nucleotides. It is a transcript of the gene ZNF587B, whose product is annotated as zinc finger protein 587B. Gene Ontology annotation, cellular component: nucleus. Gene Ontology annotation, biological process: regulation of DNA-templated transcription. NCBI's taxonomy places the organism in Eukaryota, Metazoa, Chordata, Mammalia, Primates, Hominidae. The transcript is spliced from 3 exons. The record is from RefSeq and is marked validated. The coding region runs from base 231 to 2132 and encodes 633 amino acids.
GAUUGGUGUUGGGUUUAUUUGUCGGAGAGGCUCCUGAGCGCUAGGUCGGCACUGCGGUGACUGAACCCAGAAGGCGGAGAACAGUUGUCCUCUGCUGCACAGAGGCGACUCUGGAGCUCUGUGACGGCGCCAAGCGUGACCCACCCCUGGGCCAGGAUAGGGACCGUCAUGCCCAUAUCUCCUGGCUGGUCACCCUCUCCUCCCAACCCUGCUUUAAACCACGUGGUUCGAUGGCGGUGGUGGCCACGCUGAGGCUCUCUGCUCAGGGCACAGUGACUUUUGAAGACGUGGCUGUGAAAUUUACCCAGGAGGAAUGGAAUCUCCUUAGUGAGGCUCAGAGAUGCCUGUACCGUGAUGUGACUCUGGAGAACCUGGCACUUAUGUCCUCCCUGGGUUGUUGGUGUGGAGUGGAAGAUGAGGCGGCACCUUCUAAGCAGAGUAUUUAUAUACAAAGAGAGACUCAGGUCAGGACUCCUGUGACAGGUGUGUCUCCCAAGAAGGCCCACCCCUGUGAGAUGUGUGGCCCGAUCUUGGGAGACAUUUUGCAUGUGGCAGAUCAUCAGGGAACACAUCACAAGCAGAAACUGCACAGGUGUGAGGCCUGGGGGAAUAAAUUGUAUGACAGUGGAAACUUUCAUCAGCACCAGAAUGAGCACAUUGGAGAGAAACCCUACAGAGGGAGUGUUGAGGAGGCGUUGUUUGUGAAGAGGUGUAAGUUGCAUGUGUCAGGGGAGUCAUCUGUCUUCAGUGAGAGUGGGAAGGACUUUUUGCCCAGGUCAGGAUUACUCCAGCAGGAGGCCAGUCACACUGGGGAGAAGUCAAACAGCAAAACUGAGUGUGUGUCUCCCUUUCAGUGUGGGGGAGCUCACUAUAGCCAUGGAGAUUCCAUGAAACAUUUUAGCACCAAACAUAUACUCAGUCAGCACCAGAGACUUCUCCCUCGAGAAGAAUGUUAUGUGUGCUGUGAAUGUGGGAAAUCCUUUAGCAAAUAUGUUAGCUUCAGUAAUCAUCAGAGAGUUCACAGUGGAAAAAGACCUUAUGAAUGUGGAGAAUGUGAGAAAUCUUUUAGUCAAAAGAGCAGCCUCAUUCAACAUCAGCAAUUUCACACUGGAGGAAAACCUUAUGGGUGUGAAGAAUGUGGGAAAUAUUUUAGCUUAGAAGGAUAUCUUAGGCGCCAUCAAAAAGUUCACGCUGGAAAAGGGCCUUAUGAGUGUGGAGAAUGUGGGAAAUCUUUUAGUUCAAACGUGAACCUUAAGAGUCAUCAGCGCAUUCACACUGGAGAGAGACCUUACAAGUGUGGAGAAUGUGAGAAAUCUUUUAGUCGGAAGCCCAGCCUUAGUUACCAUCAGCGCAUUCACACUGAAGUAAGACCUUACAAGUGUGGAGAAUGUGGGAAAUCUUAUAUUUCAAAGGGGCACCUUAGGAUCCAUCAGCGCAUGCACACUGGAGAAAGACCUUACAAGUGUGGAGACUGUGGGAAAUCUUUUAAUGAAAAAGGACACCUUAGGAGUCAUCAGCGAGUUCACACUACAGAAAGACCUUAUAAGUGUGGGGAAUGUGGGAAAUGUUUUAGUCACAAGGGUAACCUCAUUCUACACCAGCAUGGCCAUACUAGAAAAAGGCCUUAUAUGUGUUGGGAAUGUGGAAAAUUAUUUAAGAAGAAGUCUCACCUCCUUGUACACCAGAGAAUUCACAGUGGAGAGAAGCCAUAUGCUUGUGAGGCUUGUCAGAAAUUUUUUAGGCACAAGUGCCACCUCACUGCACACCAGAGAGUUCACACUGGAGAAAGGCCAUAUGAAUGCAGUGAUUGUGGGAAGUCAUUUACCCACAGCUGUGCAUUCAUUGUUCAUAAGAGAGUUCACACUGGUCAGAAGCCUUAUGAGUGCAGUGAAUGUGGGAAAUCUUUUGCUGCAAGCUCCUAUCUCACUAGUCACAGGAGAGUUCACACUGGUCAGAAGCCUUAUGAGUGCAGUGAAUGUGGGAAAUCUUUUGCUGGAAUCUCCAGUCUCACUAAUCACAGGAGAGUUCACACUGGAGAAAAGCCUUAUGGGUGUAGUGAAUGUGAAAAAAAAUUUAGGAAAAGCUCUUCACUUCGUUACCAUCAGAGAGUUCAUGAAAGAAAGGCCUUAUGAGUGCAGAGAAUGAGUCCAGUCUCAUUAAAUACAGGAGAGCACACACCUGAGUAAGAUCUUGUGAUUGCAGCAAAUGUGGAAAAUGUUUACCCAAAAGAAGUCUGCUCUCCUUGGACAUUGGAGAGUUCACACCAGAGAAAAGUCCUUACAAGUAAAAUAAAUUUGGCAGUUUUGUAGCCACACCUCUGUAUUCCUUCAGGAUUAUAUUUAACACUGAAUGAAGGCCUUACUAGUGUGGCAAAUAUAGGCUAUUUAUCCAGAAGUCUGGCUUCAAAACUCACAGGAGAGCUGUCACUACGGAAAUGCCUUUUGAAUGUAAUGUUUGCAAAAAAGCACUGUGCCUUCUGUCAUUGAAUCCUAGAACACUGAGAUGAGAAAAACACUGUAGAUGUAUAGGUUAGAUAUAUAGGGAAUGUUAUUAUUUUUUCCUUUUUUUGGAGAGACGGUCUCACUCCAUCACCCAUGCUGGUGUGCAGUGCUGCGAUCGUAGCUCACUGCAUCCUCCGCCCCCUAGGCUCAAGUGAUCUUCCCACCUUAGCCUCCAUGUAGCUGGGUCCACAGGCAUGCACCACCAUGCCUGGCUAUUUUCUCAUAUUAGUAGAUAUAGGGUUUUACCAUGUUUCCAGGCUGGUAUCGAACUCCUGAGCUCAAGCAAUCUGUACACCUCAGCCUCCCAAAGUGCUGAGAUUGUAGGUUUGAGUCACUGUGCUCAGCCAAUUAUGUUUUUCUGUGUAACAUGGGAGGAGAUCCUUUGAGGGCACCAUGUGCCCAAAUUGAAAAAACUCCAGGCAUGUGGCAUCUGUAUUAUAUUUUUUACUAUGCCCUGUUAUCUUGCUAGACUUAUGUGACUGCCACUUAUCUGGCAAAAGCCAUUACAUCUCAGCUACUUGGUAGGUACCCACAUUGCAUCAUUCACCUAUUUCGUAUUCUAGAAGUAUAUUUUGGUUGUCUCCCAUUCACGAGAGAUUUUUUUUUUAAGUUUUUUGUUUGGUUGGUUGGUUGGUUGGUUGGUUGUUUUUUUUUGUUUUUUUUUUUUUUUUUUUUGGAGACAAAGUUUCACUGUCACCGAUACUGGAGUGCAGUGGUGUGAUCCUGGUUCAUUGCAACCUCUGCCUCCUGAGUUCAAGCAAUUCUCCUUUCUCAGCCUCCUGAGUAGCUGGGAUUACAGGUGCCUGCCACCACACCCAGGUAAUUUUUGUACUUUUAGUAGAGAUGGGGUUUCACUAUGUUGGUCAAACUGAUCUUGAACUCCUAACCUCGUGAUCCACCUGCCUUGGCCUCCCAAAGUGCUGGGAUUACAGUGUGAGCCUCUGCUUCUGGCCUUUUUAAAAAUUUUUUAAAUUUAUAUUUUUUGUAGAGACAGGGUCUUGCUGUGUUGCACAGUCUGGUCUCAAACUGCUGGUCUCGAGUGAUCCUUCUGCCUGGCUUCCCAGAAUGUUGGGAUUAUAGGCGUGGCAUAAGUCACCAUGCUGGGACUUUUUUAUUUCUUUAAUUUUUAAUUCCAGAUCUGGUCACAGAAGGAUUUGUUGAGUAGCCUCAGCACUUCUUGCUUUUUCAUUUCUUUCUGAUAAGUUACACCAUGGACCUUCCCCAUUUUUGUCCCAGAGGACUCUUGUGCUGACUUGAAAAGAUGGACUAUUUUGGCUAAGCAUGGUGGCUCAUGCCUGUAAUCCCAACACUUUGGGAGGCCGAGGUGGGUGGAUCACAAGGACAGGAAGGAGUUCAAGACCAGCCUGGGCAAUAUAGUGAAAUCCUGUCUCUUCUAAAAAUAUAAAAAUUAGCCGGGCAUGGUGGCGCACCUGUAGCCGCAGCUACUCAGGAGGCUGAGGCAGGAAAAUUGCUUGAACCCCGGGAGGUAGAGGUUGCAGUGAGCUGAGAUCAUGCCACUGCACUCCAGCCUGGGUCCUGCUACCUUGAAGGACAGCAUAGCUAAACUGCGUGGCCCAAGGGACAGCAUGAAUGCAGAAUAUAGCUUUCUUCACUUGUGGCCUAUUUGCAUAGCUGCCCAAGGCCUCCAGUGGACGACUUCAUGGCUUUGUGGUCUUCAUCUGUAGCAUGGAUACUACAGAUUGUGGGUUCAUAGGUCAGCUGGGUACAGGGCAGUUUUUAUAACAACCUCUGGUGGGUUUUUUAUUUUAGUGUCAAUAUCACACUGAAAGAUUGGUGAUUUUUUUUGAACCAGACAAAAUUCUCUCUUAUGAGGUAUAUUGCACUGUGCUCGGUACUGUUGAGGGAACUCUGUUCAGCAGAUCUUACAAGGCACACAUGUGCCAUGAUAUCCAGAAUUCUGUAAGGCAACAUCACAGGUUGUAAGGCUAUAGGAUGAAAUUAUAAUUUUAUGGUUACUUAGUUACUGCAUUUAUAGUCAGCAGAGGGGACAGCAAUAAAGUUUUUGAAAUAUAUCUUUUUUUUUUUUUUGAGACACAGUCUCACUCUGUCACCCAGGCUAGAGUGCUGUUGCACCAUCUCGGCUCACUGCAACCUGUGCCUUCUGGGUUCAAGCGAUUCUCCCACCUCAGUCACCCAAGUAGCUAGAAUUACAGGUGCAUGCCACCACACCACUAAUGUUUUGUGGUUUUAGUAGAGACGGGUUUCACCGUGUUGCACAGACUGGUCUUGAAUUCAACUCUUGAGCUCAGGUGAUCUGCUCACCUCCGCCUUCCAAAGUGCUGGGACUACAGGUGUGGGCCGCUGUGUUUGGCUGAAAUGUAUGUCUUUUAAAGGAGUGUCCACAGUUAUCCAGUCACUGUGUCUGUGAUGGAUAAGCAGAUACAGAAAUUCUCAAGACUUCCAUAAUAAUGAAUGUUGUGUAGCUAAGCUUUGGUCAGAGGAAAUAAUCUAAAGGUUUUGUGAAUUCAUGUAACCUUUUGGGCUGCUCACCUUAAGGUAACUCCUGUAUUAACAGGAGGAACAGAAUAGGGAAAAAGAUCUCAGUUCAGUGAUGUAGCUUUGUGACCAGCCAGUGAUCCAGUUCAAUCAGGUAGAAAUGACCUUCCUGCUACAUCAAUAUUUGCUUCUAUGGAGGCUAGUUUCCCCACUUAGGGCAUGAGAAGAAUUGGUAAAGUCAACAUAAAAUUGCCAAACCUGUCACCAAAAAUGAUGGCAAAUCUGUAUUUUUCUCUUAAACCGUGUUAUAAAAGCUGUAAUAAGGUAUAGGCUGAGCAUCAUGGCUCAUGCCUGUAUUCCCAGCACUUUGGGAGGCCAGAUUCCUUGAGACCAGUGUGGGGAACAUGGCAAAACCUUGUCUCUAGGAAAAAUAGCCAGGUAUGGUGGCAUGUACCUUAGUCUUAGUGAUGUGGGAGGAUUGCUUGAGCCUGGGAGGCAGAAGUUGCAGUGAGCUAAGAUUGCAACGCUGCAGUCCAGCCUGGGUGAUAGAGUGAGACCCCAUCUUAAAAAUAAAAUAAAGAUAUAAAUGACAUCCAAUAAAGUACACAUAUUUGAGCUGUAGGAUAAGUCUUGAAUUUUAUUAUAAUCCCGUGAAACCAUCAUCAGAGUCACCAUAAUGAAUUUAUCUAAUCUAUCACCUUUGUAUUUACUUGGAGCCUUUAUAAAGUUUUUCUCUCUGCUCUUCAAACAACCAUUGAUUUACUUUGCUGUAUGAUGGAGUACUUUCCAUUUUCUGGAAUUUUCUGACUGAUGUAAUAAAGUGUUUCCUCUUAUAA